AUGGGGCUGCCGUCUGGCACCCUUCCGGCGAGUGCAAUAGUUCAAAAGGAAGCCUCAACUGAGGCGAUCCCAUCGACACACGAUUCUACAGGAUCGUAUGCGAAAACCCUCACUGAAACUCCGGGUCCAUCUGCAGCUCCUAAACGCAUUGAACCCGAAUCGAUUAAAGGAAGAAGAACUUCGCACAAUGGCAAACCAGCUGUGAUUUUCAAAGCAACUGAUUUCUAUGGAGUGAUGGCAAGUCAUUGUCGAAGGACAAUUGUAGGGAGAUUUCUCAAAAGUCGGCCCCAAAUUGAUUCUAUUAGGUCAAAGUUCUCUGAGAAAUUUCCGAUGAAAGGAACUCCAAAAAUAGGUGUGUUCGACAAUUUCAAUAUCUUUCUAAACUUCACAAAUGAAGAAGAUUACAAUUUUAUUCUUUAUAAAAGAUUGAUUGAAGUUGAUGGGUAUCAAAUUUGGCUACAAAAAUGGACACCGGAUUUUAAGCCGGAGGAAGACUUACCCAUAGUUCCGGUAUGGAUUCUUCUUCCAGGACUACCUUUUCAUCUUCAUAAUUGGCAUUAUGUUAAACAAAUUGCCAAUGAAGUGGGUACUCCACUAGAAAUUGAUGUGGCUACUAGGAGUAUGACUAGACCUAGUAUGGCAAAAGUAAGGGUUGAAUUGGAUCUUCUCAAACCUUUAGUUAAAAGUGUUUGGAUCGGAAUUGAGGAUGAUAAUGUUCCAUUAAAAGGCUUUGAGCAGAAAAUUGAGUUUGAAAAUAUCCCAAAAUAUUGCAAGCAUUGCAGGAAGUUGGGACAUAAUUUAAUCGAAUGCAGGGUGCUUGAAAAGAAAAAACAAGAGGAACUAAAGGAAGAGGAGGAAAAAAUAGCAGCACACAAAAAUGAAGCUUCAAGAAAGGAACAGAAUGUUAAGAAAUUUGAGCAGAAUAAGAAAAAGAAUCCUCUGGAGCAAAAUGGGAAAUUCAAUGAAAACCAACAAAAUGAAAGAGGUAGAGAGGAACAGAUAAAUAAUGGUAAGUUUUUAAGGAGAUUUAGGGGGAAAAGUGAGCCCCCUAAAACUGUUUUCAAGCCUACAGGAGCUAUUUUUGGAGUCAACAAACCAAUGCCUGAAAAUGAGACACAAAGAAAAGAAAAUGUCAACAAUGUGAACCAGGGAAAAGAUAAAUCAGAAAAAAAAAGCAAAGGGGAACAGGAGGUGAGUAAGGAUAAUAUAGAGGAGAUAGGGGACAUGAGUGUAUCCGAGAAGAAAGAUACCAAAGCUGAUGGGACUGAUCACAACUUCAAAACCCCUGAAGGAGGUAAAACAGUCCAGGAAGGAAGUAAGCCUUCACAGAACACGUUCAUGAUAAAUGAUCCAAAUGAAUUGGAGAUAGUGUUUUAUGAGGAGGGAUGGGAACAUGCUGGUAGCAAAAAGAAAAGAUCAUCCGGCAAAAGAUCAAAAAAAGAAAAACAAGCAAAGACUAAUCAUGUAACCAAGGAGGGAGAGCAAACUAUCACACAAAACAGCUUUGAUGAAUUAUUGGAAGAGGGGAAUAAAGACAAGGAUGAGGAAGAGUUACAAGAGGAAAUCAAUGAGGACAAACAAGAACCAAAGCAAGAUAAUGAUGAUGAAUGGGCUGAAGUUACAUCAACAGAGGAAGAAAACACCUCAGAUGAAUCUGAAGAAGAAAACGAGGAUGAAAGUGAGGAAGAUGAGGAAGAGGAGAGUGAGGAAGAAGAGGAGUUAAUAAAGGAUCUCAAGAGUAAGAAAGAACAACCUGGUUCAAGGAAAGUUACAGUUGAGAAAAUGCCUCCAGGAGGUACGAAAGGGAAAAUGGAGGGUGAGCAAAACAAGAGGAAUAUUAGCGCAAAAAAUCAAAAGAAGGAUCCCAAAAAAACUUCCAAACAGAAUAUUAAUGUUUAA
Messenger RNA from Lycium ferocissimum, 1899 nucleotides. RefSeq lists its product as uncharacterized. The record is from RefSeq and is a predicted model, not a curated record. The transcript has a single exon. Lineage: Eukaryota; Viridiplantae; Streptophyta; Magnoliopsida; Solanales; Solanaceae. The coding region runs from base 1 to 1899 and encodes 632 amino acids.